Vanessa atalanta (red admiral) is the source of this 2114-nucleotide messenger RNA. Its product is annotated as purine nucleoside phosphorylase-like. Gene Ontology annotation, molecular function: purine-nucleoside phosphorylase activity. The record is from RefSeq and is a predicted model, not a curated record. Lineage: Eukaryota; Metazoa; Arthropoda; Insecta; Lepidoptera; Nymphalidae. Gene Ontology annotation, cellular component: cytoplasm. The transcript has 6 exons. Gene Ontology annotation, biological process: nucleoside metabolic process. Bases 80 to 1084 code for a protein of 334 amino acids.
CAACCUAACGCAUUUUAUAUUGUGUCAUUGACGACAGCAGACGACUUCAAUUUUAUCUGUUUGUAUUUACAAUAAUUUUAUGAAUUGUGCAGUGAUGGCUCCAAUCAAUGUUGACAAUGUGAACGGGACCAAGGUCGAAUCUCCCGCUAAAAAGGCUUUGCCUGAAGUGGAAACUGAUACCAAUGGAAACGAACACAAAAGAUACUCAUAUGAAAUGUUGGUAGAGACCGCAAACUUCCUUCUAUCUAAAACUCCCGUCAGACCUAAAAUAGGUGUUAUUUGCGGAUCUGGGCUCGGUUCGUAUUGGAACGAGGGAUCUUUAGCUGAAACUAUAACGGAAGCACAGUGUAUUCCUUAUGAGGAAAUACCGAAUUUCCCCGUGAGCACGGUAGAGGGACACUACGGAAAGUUGGUGUUCGGCCGUCUUGGUGAUAUACCAGUAGUUGCCAUGCAGGGUCGCUUCCACUAUUUCGAAGGCUAUCCACUUUGGAAGUGCUGUUUACCGGUCCGAGUCAUGAAGCUUCUUGGAGUGCAGACGUUGAUUGCUACGAACGCGGCAGGAGGUCUUAAUCCUAACUACAAGAUCGGAGAUCUAAUGAUUGUAAAAGAUCACAUCAACAUGAUGGGUUUCGCUGGAAACAACCCACUGCAUGGCCCGAACGAUGAAAGAUUUGGACCAAGAUUCCCUCCAAUGAACAAAGCAUACAGAUUCGAGUACAGAAAAAUUGCUAAAGAGGUGGCAAAAGAACUAAAUAUAGACAAUAUUGUAAAGGAGGGUGUGUAUACUUGUCUGGGCGGUCCUAAUUUUGAAACUGUAGCAGAAUUAAAUAUGUUGAAAAUGGUUGGAGUUGAUGCUGUAGGCAUGUCCACGGUGCACGAGGUAAUAACGGCUAGACAUUGCGACAUGAACGUGUUCGGUUUGUCCUUGAUUACGAAUGAAUGCGUAACGAGCUAUGAUCAAGACGCAGAAGCUAAUCACGAAGAAGUACUUGACGUAGGACGCAUGCGACAGGAAAUACUUCGCAAAUAUGUAACGACAUUAGUCGAUAGAUUUUCAAAGGUCAUGAAAGCGCACAACCCCUGAAAUUGGACAUAUUAUAGACUGGUAUUUCAGCACCGAAAAAAAUAAACGUUUAAAACUGUUUUCAGCAAAAACGUAUCAUAUUCUCUGUUUAAAAAAAUAUACUUCGAAUGGUAGAGCAUGUAUAUAAAAAAAUGUUGUUAUCCUUUCUAUCAUGAGGCCUCUGCGAGGAUCUGAUUAUGUAUAUAUCGAACCACCCGAUUAUUAUGAAACCUUAAUAUGCAGACAGCUCAGUAUAUCCUGAACCAGUGUCAAUAUCACGCAUUUUAGUAUGGUUUCUAGAAGAGUAACUCCGUUUUUUUAUGAAUACGACAAUAGAAUGAAACGAAAUCUAAAAAGUAUCUUAAUGUAAUGUAUUAUUAAUACUUUAUAAAGACGCGAUCAAAAGAUCGGAUGGUUCGCUGGUGAAAAUCUUUUAGACUAGUUAAAACACUAUUUUUUUUGUUUCUACGAAUUCGGCAGCAACUCUAUCCUGUGAAUAACAUUUUUUUAAUGAUCACCCUUUUAUACAGUUUUAUUAUUAAUUCUUAAGCAUCUAUCGAUUCACUCAAGAAGGCACGCCUCUCCACGUUAAAUUAUUAUUUGAUGUUAAUUUAAUUUUUUUAAUUUAACGUAUAGAGGCAAACCUUCGUGAGUGAAUAUAUUAGUGAAUAUAUUUAGUUUUAAUUAGCACUUUGAUUUAUUAUUUUUGACACUAGGAUUAUUGCUUUACACUGAAAUGUAUAUUUUCAUUACAUAAUAUACGUCGUGUAACCUAAUCGUGUAUUAGGUUUCGAACAAGGAAGGUAAAACAUCGGACUAUCGUACCCGUUAAGUUUAAUAUGAGAUAUUUUUGGUAUCUCGAUUGUAGGACGACGAUUGUAAUCUAAAUAAAUAAAUAUUCUAUACCUAUUAGAUAGCCUAUCAAACAUUCAUUAUGUAUUUAUAUAAUUAAGGAGGUUCUAGUUAAGUAUUCUAUGGUAUUGUCAUACAAAAAGAUGUCAUACUGAUAUUUGUACUUUUAACUUGUUAAUAAAUUAUUGCUUUGCACCAA